AUGAGCAGCAAGCGGAGUUUGUUUGUGCGGCUGGUGCCGUGCCGCUGCCUGCGGGGCGAGGAGGAGCCCGUCACCUCGCUGGACUACUCACACAACAGCCUGGAGCAGGUCCCCAAAGAGAUCUUCAGCUUCGAGAAGACCCUAGAGGAGCUCUACCUCGACGCCAACCAGAUCGAGGAGCUCCCCAAACAACUUUUCAACUGCCAGAUGCUCUACCGAUUGAGUCUACCAGACAACGACCUGGCGGUGCUGCCGCCCGGCAUCGCAAACCUCAUCAACCUCAGGGAGCUCGACGUCAGCAAGAACAGCAUCCAGGAGUUUCCUGAAAAUAUCAAGAACUGUAAAGUCCUGUCCGUGGUAGAAGCGAGUGUGAACCCUAUAUCAAAACUCCCAGAAGGCUUCACGCAGCUCCUCAGCCUGACCCAGCUCUACCUGAACGAUGCCUUCCUCGAGUUCCUACCGGCCAGCUUCGGCAGACUAACCAAACUGCAGAUUCUGGAGCUGCGGGAGAACCAGUUAAAGAUGUUGCCAAAGAGCAUGCAUAAGCUCACCCAGCUGGAGCGCUUGGAUCUGGGCAGUAAUGAGUUCACUGAAGUGCCUGAAGUGUUGGAGCAGCUUACAGGAAUCAGAGAGCUGUGGAUGGAUGGAAAUAAGCUGACGUUUUUACCAGGGAUGAUCGGGACACUGAAGCAGCUCCGCUACCUGGACGUGUCCAAAAACAGUUUGGACAUGGUUGACGAGCAGAUAUCCGGCUGUGAAAACCUGCAGGAUCUACUGCUGUCCAACAACGCUCUGACGCAGCUGCCGGGGUCUAUAGGCUCUCUGAAAAGACUGACCACUCUGAAGGUGGAUGAUAACCAGCUCAUGUACCUGCCUGACACGAUAGGAGGACUCACGACUCUGGAUGAGCUGGACUGCAGCUUCAAUGAGAUCGAGGCGCUGCCGUCCACCACCGGCCAGUGUGUGAACCUGCGGACCUUUGCUGCAGAUCACAACCUGCUCACACAGAUGCCUCCUGAGAUGGGCAGUUUGAAGAACGUCACCGUUGUCUUCCUGCACUCAAACAAGCUGGAGACUCUGCCGGAGGAGAUGGGCAACAUGCAGAAACUCAAGGUCAUCAAUCUCAGCGACAACAAGUUGAAGAAUCUUCCAUACAGCUUCACUAAACUCAACCAGAUGACCGCAAUGUGGCUGUCUGAAAACCAGUCGAAGCCCCUCAUUCCCCUGCAGAAAGAGGAGGAUCCGGAGACACACAAGACCGUACUCACUAACUACAUGUUCCCUCAACAGCCCAGAACUGAGGACUAUGUGCCCAGCUCAGACAGCGAGAGCUUUAACCCGUCUCUGUGGGAGGAGCAGCGCAAGCAGCGGGCACAAGUGGCCUUCGAGUGUGACGAGGACAAGGAUGAGAGAGAAACGCCCCCACGGGAUUGCAAUCUGAAGCGAAACCCCACACCGUAUCCUGAAGAACUGAAGAACAUGGUGAAAACGGCUCAGUCCGUAGCUCACAGACUCAAAGAGGACGAGUCCGGGGACGAGGGAGGAAAAGAGACCCGGGCCAGCGACAGGAACCACCUCGGAGUGCAGGAUGUUGGCGUGAAGGUGAUCGAAGGUUCCUGCAUUAAUGGCAGAGCUGUUGAAAUGGAGCCUAAAGCAAUGAUGAACAGUCGUCAAAAUUAUGAGCCUAUAGAUUCAUUAGACAACCACCACGUUGAAAGGAUCCCUCUCAAGACCUCAGACAACAUGAGAGCUAUGGUGAACCACGAUGACACCCUUGAGGACUCAGAGGAGCUGUCAUACGAGGAGGAGGAGGAAAUGAAGAUAGCCGAGAUGAGACCUCCACUCUUCGACAUCUCCAUUAACCAGCCUAAAGUAGUGGCCCUCAGCAAGGACAAAAAAGAUGAUGGGAGGGAUGCCGACUCUUUGCUGGAUGAGACGGUGGCCAACAGUAACCAGAACAACAGCAACUGCUCUUCACCAUCACGCAUGUCUGAUUCAGUGUCCUUGACCACAGACAGCAGUCAGGACAACUCCCUCUGCACCCCAGAGAGAGAGGCAAAGAUGCCUCUCGUCCCCAAGAACAGACAAGAGGAUGAAAACCUCAACCAGCUGAAGCAGAUGACCCCUCUACUCCAGAACUGUAAUGGCUCUGAGACGUCCCUACAGACCUUCCUGAAGAACCAGCAGAGCUACGAAAGCAAGUCAGACCAGAUGACCGACUACAGUCUCUCCAUGGAGGAGAGGCUUGCCUUCAUUGAAAAGGGCAUAAAGAACGGUGUGGCAGAGCAGUACAGCAAGUGGGAUCAGAUCAACAUGAACGUGGCCAAACUCCCACCUGACAACAUGGUGUCAUAUGAGGACCUGGAAAGGACCAAAAGUCCCUCAGCCAAGGAGUCCAUGUCAAGCAACAACAAUGCCAUGCUGUCGCUCGAGAACCUUGAGAAUGGCAAUCGGAUUCAGGAGAAUUUUAAUGGCCGAACGGAUCAAGUUCCCUUGCGGUAUGAGUCGACGAGGACCGUCUCCACAGGUGUAACAGCCUUAAGCGACAUGAGUCUUUCUCGUAGUACAGAGGAGCUGUCGCCAGAGAAGAAAUAUCCACCAGCCCCAGUAGUGAAAUCUCAGAGCAUUGCCAACAUGGAUGGUGGAGGGAUGAAGCUGUACUCCAUCGAGAGAGAAAGCCCCCCCUAUGAAGUGGCAUGUGCAGCCAGAACGUCUAUAAGUGGCGCUCAAGGCCAGAGCAUCGUCCGCUCCAAAUCGGCCUCUUUGCUCGAUGACCAGCCAUUGCAGAUCUACCCUGGUUCCUCUGCAUCAUCCUCUGACCUGUUGUCCAGCUCCAAACCUCCGAUUAGCAGCGCCCACUACCCCACUGGUCCCCCUCCACAGUACAACAUCCAGUACGCCAGUAGCACUGUGCCUAAAGACAACUUGUGGAGCCAACGUACCCCUGUACCUCCCGAGCAGCCGUACCUCCCACCGCAGCACUCCCUCGCCAACACAAACUUCUCCAACCGCAACAACGCCCCCCCAUAUCCCCAGCCCCAACAACGUGGCCCGCCCAAGACCCCGGACAUGUGGGUCAAGGAAAGGAUGCUGCCACCUGUUGGCCAGCGAGGCACCCUGCAGAGACAAGGUAGUGGAUCUUCUGGCAGCCCCAUGUCCAUGCCGGACCCACGUCGCAUGCCAGGAGUGGAGGGAGAGUACAUGACCUACCGGGACAUUCAUACAGCAGGCCGUGGGCCUCUCAUGAGCCAGGCGCUCCACAGACCCUUGUCGGCCCGCACCUAUAGCAUAGACGGACCCAACGCUCCCCGGCCGCAGAGUGCCCGGCCCCCACCUCACGAGCUUCCAGAGAGGACCAUGUCUGUCAGCGACUUCAACUACCAGCACGUCAGCCCCAGCAAGAGACCCAGCAUGAGGGUGAAGUCCGAGCACUCGUUGCUGGAUGGGCCAGUCAGCGGAGGGGGCAGGGUUCCAGCAGACUGGAGGGAUCAGGUCAUGAGACACAUCGAAGCCAAGAAGAUGGAGAAGAGCGCUCUCUCUCGGUCUUUGGCUACUCUCACUGGCAGUCAGAGCUCUCUGGCCUUUAGUGCCAUAGACGGAUGGCAGUUUGGAGCUCAUGGGCCCAGCGAUGAUGUCUUCAGUCCUCAAGGACAACAGGGCUACCAUAUCGACACUCUUAGAAAAGUGCCUUUGAUGAACGGCCAGAUGUGUGCUCCUGUGAGAUCCCCCAUGAGCUGCGGUCAGCCCCCGAUGGCACGUCACCCCUCACGAGAGCAGCUGAUCGACUAUCUGAUGCUCAAAGUGUCCCAGCAGCCCCCGGGGCCUCCACGGGUCCCACACGAGACGCUGCAGCAGGAGCUCCAUGUGAAGAUUGAGAAAAAUCCCGAGCUGGGGUUCAGUAUAUCGGGAGGAGUGGGUGGACGGAGGAAUCCCUUCCACCCAGACGACAACGGCAUCUUCGUGACGAGGGUCCAGUCGGAGGGACCUGCUUCGAAACUCCUUCAGCCUGGGGACAAGAUCAUCCAGGCGAACGGAUACAGCUUCGUCAACAUUGAUCACGGAUACGCAGUAUCCCUUCUGAAGAUGUUCCCCAACACCGUCGACCUGAUCAUCUUUCGAGAGAUGGCCGCAUAACAGAUGAAGCUGAAUGAGCACCGUCUUAUUUUUGUACCGAGAAGAGCCAGUGCUUUAUAUAGUUAAUCUGAACUGAUGUUAACGACCGUCAGUGAAGAGGGGCGAAACCACUGCUUCAAGUGGAAGACAGAAGCAUGCGCCUUCGCUGUGGGAUGAUCUGUUGGCAAAGUCCAACCGGUAUGAAAACCUGUGCUUUUUGUAAAGUUUUUGUUUUCCUUUUUUAAGACGUCACCUGUGUGUAGAGCUCUUGUGGGACAUUAGCUGUAGCUGACCGUUUGAGGGCAGGGCUCUGUCACGAUUUGCUCAUUUUUUAUUAUUUUAAAGAGAUUUUUAAAACCACUUUUAUGGCCUGUGUGAGAUUCUGAGCUAGAAGACAAUGCUAUGUGCUAACUGUGAUAAUGAAUGUAGAACUGUGGUGAGCUAAACCGAACUGGAUGUGAAAUCUGUUGGCCUGGUGGUCACCGUUCUCACCUAUUUGUGAAGAAAAGCCCCUUUAAUCUGGAUGAAAAACUUGUUUGCUCAAUGCUAGCAACUCUUCUAGUCUUCGCAACUUGAUCAGAAAUCAUCUUUCUCUACUUUCUGCAAUGUUCCUCCAGUGAAAUAAGAGUGUCUUCUUACAAACUUCCAUGGAGUGAGACGAACGCCACAAGUAAUGAUGUGCCGAAAUGCUCCCUGUACGUAAAACUUGGAGGGCAACACGAUGAAGAACUUAAAUGAGGAUUUCGAAAGAUGAAAAGAAACACCGAAACAAAAAGUGGUUCUUAACCAAAGCAUAUUGGGACAAAGGUGGCAUGUCAACAUCUUUCCUCCUUCUACAACACAGCCACGAUCCCAACGCCGCCGAACUAAUCCGAAGCACUCAUAUUUGAAUAUAUAUUUUUUCUUAUUUCAUUUUGGAGGUCAUCGAAACUGUUUUCUACUCUGUGAAGAAGAUUGUAAACGUAAUAUUUUAUUCUCUUACGAAAACAUUCUAACAUUCGACUAGUGGUGCACUCAUGGAUGUUGGUUUGCUAUUGAGGGCUUCGACGCAGGGCUGAGAAACAAUGUCAAGUGCCAUAGACCCUGAACUGUCAGACAUGGGUUUGACCCAGAGCAAUACUCAUUCAGAUCCACGCUGCAUAUUCAGUGGCUGACGAAUGACACAGUGGCGAAAGAGCAAUAGAAAGUCCUUUAUUCCAGUGGUUCCCAACCCUGGUCCUUGAGGCACCCCAACUCUACACGCUUUGCAUGUUUCCUUAAUCAAACACACCUGCUUCAGCUCAUCAGCUCAUUAUUAGAGACUCCAAGACCUGAAAUUGGUGUGUCAGAGAAAGGAGACAUGCAAAAUGUGCAAUGUUGGGGUGCCUCAAGGACCAAUGUUGGGAACCACUGCUUUAUUCCAUUCGCAGGAUCUAGUCAGUUGCGUUUUUUUAAAUAAACCAAAAGAAACCCAUUUAGUUUUUCUUGAUUGAUAAAGCAUUUUAUAUUGUGAAUCUUUUAAGGAGGAAAACAGGAGAUUGCAUUUCAGAUUUUUUGUAAAAAAAAAAAAAAAAAAGUUCGGUAAUGAAAAAAUCUGUGCGCGAAUGAAUGUCUUGCCACGUCACAUUAGCGUUUGCACUGCUGUUUCCAGACAUCCCUAUGAAGAUGAUCAUAACAUUGUAUGUGGAUACAUCGACUUCUUCAAUAGCAAAGAGAUUCGAAAAGCAACAAAGCCUUGUAAAACGUUAAUCGUAAUGUUUGAUGAAGUAGUCACAUCGAAAGUCCAUGAAAGAUUUUAGCUAUGUGUGCAUAUGAGGAGAACGACCUACUGUGUGUAUUACCUGCAUGAAGUUCCUCUUUUUGAUCAUUCUUCACUAUAUUAUUCAGUAGACUGGAGCGCUAAACGAAUCAAAUUAAUCAAAUUAACUUACUGAUAAUGUAACAAAUCCACAAUUAAAUGUGAAAGUGCAGUCACUAUUUUUACAAGAGCUCAAAAGAUUCAGGAUUCAGGUGAGUCAUUAUUGUUAAUGAAUUGGAAAGGAAUUUGCUAUAUUUGAUAACUUUUUCUGAAAAAAAAAAAAAUGAUGAAUUACAUGGAUAGUUAGUGGAUAAAACAACGCCCUCCAACUUUGCUGUGAAUGAUUCAUUCAGCACAAUGUUUUUGUGGACUCUGUUACUUCCAUUUUGUCACCAAUCAGUCUAGCAUAAAUCCCUUGACUGUCACUUUUAUGUUUUAUCUUUAAAGACAUUGUAAAAACAUCAACUAAAAACUGGUGGGUUUUUUAUGUCCCUUUUUUAUUUAUUUAGUACACUUUACUUUGACUUUAGAGAUUACUAAUCAAAAUGUAAAUACUUUUUAAAAAGGUUUAUGAUUUGUUCAUUGCAUUAGUCAUUAUGUUUUUAAAACCAGCAAUAAUUUGAGUCACAGAAGCAGCCCUUUUAAUGUAUAGCUAUGUGAAAUUUUCAUCGCAAGCAGCUACUAUUAAGAUGAUUGGUAUGCAUUUAUUCAACAUUCCAGAUUUUGUAAAUAAAUUUACUUUCCAUGGUGUCCUGUGGAAAGAAUAAAUCAACUAAUGCUC
Molecule: messenger RNA, 6671 nt
Organism: Carassius auratus (goldfish)
Lineage: Eukaryota; Metazoa; Chordata; Actinopteri; Cypriniformes; Cyprinidae
Product: erbin-like
Exons: 25
Coding region: 1-4134 (1377 amino acids)
Biological process (GO): receptor clustering; embryo development; neurotransmitter receptor transport postsynaptic membrane to endosome
Cellular component (GO): adherens junction; basolateral plasma membrane; postsynaptic membrane
Molecular function (GO): protein kinase binding
Source: RefSeq, a predicted model, not a curated record